AUGAGUCAGCAAGGGUUAUAUCCGUACAAGAGGCUAGGGAGAAGAAGGAGCACAGUUUUAACAAUAACAACAUCAUCGAACUUUACGGAUGAAUUUCAAGAUCAGCGUCAAUUGAUUGAUUAUUCCAAUAAUAGAAUAUUUAAAACAUUAAUAACUAUUCAAUUACCCAAAAGUGAAAUAUUGUUAUAUACAAGCAACAUUGUGGAAAAUGAAAUGAAUCCUCAGUUUCAAAUCCAAUUACCAUUCAUUCCACCUUAUGUUUAUAAAUUUGUUUUGAAAUUAUGGUUCUAUUCCAAUAUAUCUUCGUGGAAUAUACUAUGUCAAUAUAAAAUCAAUUUAAAUGUAGCUCAACCAUUCAAUCAAUUUAAGGAUGAUGAUUCAAUGGAUCAUUUUGAAGAUAAUUCAAUCUGUUUGGAAUUAAAUGAUAAAUGGUUUACUUUCGAAAACAUGGUAAUACCGAACUCGCGAUCAUCGAUACUUCAAAGUAUUCCGCAUACCCAUUACUUGAAACCAGUACCGUCAUAUACUUUUGAUCAAAUGCGUUCAAUAAAUAAUCUAUAUAAAUCAAUUAAAGAAUUGAACUCCUCGAAAUACAAGUUGAAGAAACAAAUAAGCAAGUAUCUUCGAGAUGUAGACGAUUGUAAUGUCAACACCUUACCUAUCUUAAUAAAUCAAUUGAAAAUAAAAUGCGCUAAAUUAGAUAAAGAUUUGGAAUUAAUUAACUUCAAAAUUGAAUCAUUAAAUGUUAAAUUACAUCAAGUUAAACAAGAAUAUAACGAUAACAAAAAACUCAUACUAGAUUUUGAAAAUGUUAGGGAUAUGGUAAAUGAUAAAAUUGAGAUAUUUAAUCACGAGUUGGAAACUAUGAAAAAUAAUAAAGAUUUGAUGAAAGAAGAAAUUAGACUUUUGUUAAAGAAAGACAUCAUGGUUAUCAACGAAAUUUUUCCAAUAACUGACUCCUCAUUUGUUGAGUCAUCGGUGUCUUCAGAUUUUGACAUACUAGGGUUCCAAUUUCCUCCAAAUUAUAAAGAUUUGAAAGAUAUUUGUUAUUAUAAUUCCAAGACUUUAAGCAAUAUAUAUUAUAAACACGAUUUUAACAACGAUAUACAGCAAUUACAUCAGUUUAACAUAUUGCAGAUAAAUACAUGUGUUGCAUUUAUUACUCAUAUAAUUCAAGUAAUAUCACGAAUCACUUUAACACCAUUAACAUACAAAAUGGAAUAUUCAAAUUAUAAAUACUAUAUUAUAGAUCAUAAAUCAUCCUCAUACCCAAUUUUAGGUAAAACAAGCGACUCGAAUAUACAUAAAUUUUCACUAUACUAUAGUCAAAAAGAUGAAAAUAAUGAGAAAAUUCAAGUAGAUUCUUCGAAAUAUAUAAUAAUGAAUCAAGAAUUUGAAUAUGGAUUGAAGUUACUUAAUACAAAUUUAAAAGAUUUAAUUAAUCAUACUAGAGAAGAUAUUUAUGAUGUUUCAUCACAAGAAUUAAAUAACGUGCCUGUGGAUUGUCAAGAUAAUUUACUAUGGAAUUUAAAGUAUUUGGAAUUAUUGAUAACUGCUUAG
Messenger RNA from Lodderomyces pseudojiufengensis, 1560 nucleotides. RefSeq lists its product as uncharacterized. The transcript has a single exon. Gene Ontology annotation, cellular component: lytic vacuole; endosome. The record is from RefSeq and is a predicted model, not a curated record. Gene Ontology annotation, biological process: SNARE complex assembly. Lineage: Eukaryota; Fungi; Ascomycota; Pichiomycetes; Serinales; Debaryomycetaceae. Gene Ontology annotation, molecular function: SNARE binding. Bases 1 to 1560 code for a protein of 519 amino acids.